This is a messenger RNA of Anopheles cruzii, 3459 nucleotides long. RefSeq names its product tyrosine-protein phosphatase non-receptor type 9 (gene Ptpmeg2). The transcript is spliced from 7 exons. Gene Ontology annotation, molecular function: protein tyrosine phosphatase activity. Lineage: Eukaryota; Metazoa; Arthropoda; Insecta; Diptera; Culicidae. The record is from RefSeq and is a predicted model, not a curated record. Bases 1 to 2154 code for a protein of 717 amino acids. Gene Ontology annotation, biological process: protein dephosphorylation.
AUGAAGAAAAAGAACAAGGUCACCGUAAUGGAUCUUAUUCUGCUGUGGGCGUUGAAGGCUGUGAAACAGUUUAUCGAUAGGAUCAAUAGCUCAAACAACGAUCCGAACCGAAAAGCUGUAACCCCCGCGGUGGCCACAAGGUUCCUGUUGGCACGCAAAUAUGACAUCGCGAGGGCGUUGGCUCUUUACGAGCAACACGAGCUAAUCCGGCAACGGGAAGGGCUGUACGGGUUCGAUCCGAUGCUCGAUCCUCUGCGGGCGGAACUGGAGACGGGAAAGUUUACGAUAUUGCCCGGACGUGAUGCCAGUGGCGCAGCGAUCGCGCUCUUUACCGCCAACCUGCACUGCCCGGUGACAGUGACCCAUAAAACCACUCUCCAGGGAGUCGUCUAUCAGCUGGAUGUUGCGCUCCAAAACACCGACACACAGAAGGCCGGUCUGGUGUUUAUCUACGAUAUGAGCACCUCCAAGUAUUCCAACUUUGAUUACGAUCUGUCGCAGAAAAUUUUGACGUUGCUCAAGGGUGGCUAUCCGGCGCGGCUGAAAAAGGUUCUCAUCGUUACGGCGCCGCUUUGGUUCAAGGCACCGUUUAAAAUACUUCGACUGUUCGUGCGCGAGAAAUUAAGGGAACGCGUGUUUACCGUCUCGAUACCGCAGCUAAGCCUGCAUGUUCCUCGUGAGUCGCUUCCAGUUCGAUUAGGUGGAACGCUAGAAGUCGACCAUUCCUCAUGGUUGCUGCAUUGUUACAAAUCGAUGACGAAUCGUGAGGACGAACUAAUUGCCACAGCAGGGCAUCCGCAGCAACAGCAACAGUUGCCCGGCGGUGAGCAACAAACCACCGGUCCGUCGGUUGCGGCGAGCGGCACUAGUCCCGUGAUGGGAAGCGCCGGGAUAACGGCGAUUGCUACCGGCGGUGUGUCGGCACUGGAUGCUCACAACCCACUCACAACGUGUGCGCCAAAUACGACGGACUUGGCCAGCGUGGACUAUAACCACCGAACGGCAUCCCCAUUGGCGCAUGGCAAUGGCACACUCCUGGACGAUCAUCACAUAGGGGGGGUGGACAAUAGUAGUGAUAUUGGUGCCGCGGGGCACCAACACCACCACCACCACCAGCACACGGCCACCAGUGAGCUGUGGACGGAGAACCCACCGAGUAGCGCAUCGUCCGGAUUCAGCGACGACGACAGCCUGGCCGGAGCGGAAGGUGAUCCGAAAACGAUCGAUCAGAUCGUGCAGAUGGUUCGCGAGCGGGGCAAGCUGGGACUGAUCCGCGAGUAUGCCGAAAUUAAAGCCCGAGCACCGGAUGGUACCUUUACGCAUGCAAAGCUGAGAAACAACCUGGCCAAGAACCGGUACACGGACGUGCUGUGCUACGAUCACAGCCGGGUGGUGCUGUCACAGGAGGACGACGACCCUUCGACGGACUACAUUAAUGCCAACUUUGUCGAUGGGUACAAGCAGAAAAACGCUUACAUUUCCACGCAAGGCCCGUUGCCGAAAACGUCGUACGACUUUUGGCGGAUGGUCUGGGAGCAGCACUGUUUGCUGAUCGUUAUGACGACCCGCGUGAUGGAGCGGGGUCGGGCGAAGUGCGGCCAGUACUGGGAACCGGUCGAAGCGGGCGUCUUUGAGUUCGGCUGCUACCAGGUGCGGACAAUGUCGAUAGAAACCAACGAGGACUACACCGUAGUGGAGUUGGAAAUAAGAAACACUAAGACUGAUGAGGUGAGGUGCGUCUCGCACUGGCAGUUUACGAGCUGGCCAGAUUACGGAGUGCCGUCAUCGGCGAAGGCUAUGCUAAACUUUUUGCAACGCGCUCGUGAGAAGCAGGCCGAAAUGGUACGGUCACUGGGUGACCUGUGGGCCGGCCAUCCACGGGGGCCCCCCAUAGUGGUGCACUGUAGUGCCGGUAUCGGACGGACCGGGACCUUCAUUACGCUGGACAUCUGCAUAUCGCGCCUCGAGGAUGUCGGGACGGCCGAUAUCAAGGGCACGGUCGAGAAAAUUCGCUCCCAGCGAGCGUACUCGAUCCAGAUGCCGGAUCAGUACGUGUUCUGCCAUUUGGCGCUGAUUGAGUACGCCCUUUCUCGCUCCAUGCUGCAGUCGGUGGAUCUGUCCGAGUUCGAUGAGCGAGACGAUGAAUCGGACUAAAUCAUCCGAACCCCGAACACUCACUCACCAACCGCAUGUCGUUUGCGUCUGCACAUGUUAUGCGAUUUCGUUGGGACGCGAUUAAAUUAAACCGUAGUCCUAGAACUGAUCCCCCAGCGAUGGUGAAACAAGACUAAUUUUUUUUUUCAUUGCUUUGGCCAUUUUGUUCUGGUUUCUAUUUUCCUCUCUCAACGAUUCAUUUGAAUUCAUCAGUGGGGGCACCAUUGUCGUUUUCGAGACAAUGUUGGCCACUCGUAGGCCGCUGUUUGGUUGACCAAUCGAAAAAGCAUAACAUGUGCAUAACACAACCGACACACAAGCUCGCAGUUCAAAGAGUCCAAUUAGAUUUCAUGUGACAGCAAGGUGUGUGGUCUCUUACAAUCAAAAACCAACAACAGUUCCGCGAAAAUUGUACGAUAAUUUGAGCUAUUCUUUUGAAACAUAGUAUUUCUCACAGUGGUAAACAAAUUUAGGGAAAAUAGCUAUCCUAAGUAAAUACAAAGGUAAGAAAGGCAGUGUCCAGUCCAGUGAAGUGCGAAGGAAGGGAAUAACGUUGAAGCGGCGCGGCGGUAGAACAGUAGUAGUAGUGGCCGAAAGGCGUUCGCAGUCAGUCGGCACGACGGCGGAAGGCGCAAAUAGAGAAAAGAAAUCAAAGGUUAUUUUUUCUAUUUAUUUUAACUUUAGAGGGAGAAAGGUAACUGCGAGUAAAUAUAUAGACAUAAACAUAUUUAAAAUUAGACCAGUAACGCGUCGGGGCAGCACGGUCUCGUGACGUGCUUGGAAAUAUCAUUUACAUGGGGAGAGCAGUAGCGAAACAAUAACUAAAGCGAAUCGAAGCGACUCUGAGCACCGGAGCAGCUAUUCGCUUCGCAUUCUGAUAGCAAACUGAUAACGUACACACGAUCGCGUCGGACGGGGAAACGAAUUUGUUCUACCAUAGGGCAAAUAAUCAAAUGGUAUUGUCAUUUAGCGUAAGCCAACUUAAAGUACUCAAAGCAUUACCACCACACUUCUUUUCGUCCGAAGUCGCUAAACGGGGCCAGAGGUGAUAACACUUUGUGCGUAGGAAGAGGUCCCCCCCCCCACCCCCACAAGUUGCUGUUACUCAUUUUUCCUACUCGUAGGGCGUGACCAGUGACGCUGGGCACUGUAUUAAUGUUGGAAGCGGGAAUAACGGCACCGCAUUCAGGCAUUUCCUAGCUACCUACUGCAAAGCGAGGUAAUAAUCACUAAAAUGGAGGCGCUCGACAGACGCUGUGAGAGGACUAAAGGAGGUUGAAAAUAUAGCCCUGACAACAAAUAAAU